UUAGGCACCGAACACCACCAGGACAGAGAGGAAAUCCACAUCUGUGGGACGCUCCGCACGGAACCACCUCCAGCGAGGGAGGCCAGGGGACUGCAGCACCGAGAUGAAGGGCUAGACUGAGGGAACGCUGCUCAUGCGACGGCCGGGAGCGCCUGCGAGCUGGAUCUGGUGGAGGAUGCUGCGGCAGGUGCUUCGCAGAGGGCUCCAGUCGUUCUGCCACAGGCUGGGCUUGUGCGUGAGCCGGCACCCGGUCUUUUUCCUCACCGUGCCCGCAGUCCUGACCAUCACCUUCGGCCUCAGCGCGCUCAACCGCUUCCAGCCCGAGGGCGACCUGGAGCGCCUGGUCGCUCCCAGCCACAGCCUGGCCAAGAUCGAGCGCAGCCUGGCCAGCAGCCUUUUCCCCCUGGACCAGUCCAAAAGCCAGCUCUAUUCGGACUUACACACCCCUGGGAGGUAUGGCAGGGUGAUCCUCCUCUCCCCACCCGGGGACAAUAUUUUGCUCCAGGCUGAGGGGAUCCUGCAGACCCACCGAGCCGUGCUGGAAAUGAAGGUGAACCACAAGGGCUAUAAUUAUACUUUUUCCCAUCUGUGUGUGUUGAGAAAUCAGGAUAAGAAAUGCGUGCUGGAUGAUAUUAUUUCAGUGCUAGAGGAUCUCAGGCAGGCUGCCGUCUCCAAUAAGACAACAGCCAGGGUGCAAGUGAGGUAUCCCAACACUAAAUUAAAGGAUGGGAGGAACAGUUUUAUUGGACAUCAACUGGGCGGGGUAGUGGAAGUGCCAAACAGCAAAGACCAGCGGGUCAAGUCGGCCAGAGCCAUUCAAAUCACCUACUACCUCCAGACCUAUGGCUCUGCCACCCAAGACCUCAUAGGGGAGAAGUGGGAGAAUGAGUUCUGUAAGCUUAUGAGAAAGCUCCAGGAGGAGCAUCAAGACCUCCAGCUCUACUCUUUAGCAUCCUUUAGCCUCUGGAGAGACUUUCAUAAGAUCAGCAUCCUGGCCAGAAGCAAGGUCCUGGUGAGCCUCGUGCUGAUCCUGACCACAGCCACCCUCUCCAGCUCCAUGAAGGACUGCUUGCGCAGUAAGCCCUUCCUGGGCCUCCUGGGGGUGCUCACGGUGUGCAUCUCCAUCAUCACCGCAGCAGGGAUCUUCUUCAUCACCGAUGGAAAGUACAACUCCACCCUGCUGGGAAUCCCGUUCUUCGCCAUGGGUCAUGGAACUAAAGGAGUGUUUGAGCUUCUGUCUGGAUGGCGGAGAACCAAAGAGAACUUGCCCUUCAAAGACAGGAUAGCAGACGCCUAUUCUGAUGUGAUGGUCACCUACACCAUGACCAGCUCCCUGUACUUUAUCACGUUUGGCAUGGGUGCCAGUCCAUUCACAAACAUCGAGGCUGUGAAGGUCUUCUGUCAAAACAUGUGUGUCUCCAUUCUGUUGAACUACUUCUACAUUUUCUCCUUCUUUGGCUCCUGUCUGGUCUUUGCUGGCCAACUAGAGCAAAACCGCUACCACAGCAUCUUUUGCUGUAAAAUCCCUUCUGCAGAAUAUCUGGAUCGUAAACCUGUGUGGUUCCAGACAGUGAUGAGUGAUGGGCAUCAACAGACCUCCCAUCAUGAGACAAACCCCUAUCAGCACCACUUCAUUCAGCACUUCCUCCGUGAACAUUAUAAUGAAUGGAUUACCAACAUAUAUGUGAAGCCCUUUGUCGUCAUCCUCUAUCUCAUUUAUGCUUCCUUCUCCUUCAUGGGGUGCUUACAGAUCAGUGACGGAGCCAACAUCAUCAAUCUACUAGCCAGUGAUUCACCAAGCGUUUCCUAUGCCACGGUUCAGCAGAAAUAUUUCAGCAACUAUAGCCCUGUAAUAGGAUUCUAUGUAUAUGAGCCCUUAGAGUACUGGAACAGCAGCGUCCAGGAGGACCUAAGAAGACUCUGUAGUGGAUUCACUGCAGUCUCCUGGGUGGAGCAGUACUAUCAGUACCUGAAAGUCAGCAACAUCAGUGCCAGUAACAAAAGUGACUUCAUUAGUGUCCUGCAAAGCUCAUUUUUAAAAAAGCCAGAAUUCCAGCAUUUUCGAAAUGAUAUCAUCUUCUCCAAGGCAGGGGAUGAAAACAACAUCAUUGCUUCUCGCUUGUAUCUGGUGGCCAGGACUAGCAGAGACAAGCAGAAGGAAGUCAUAGAAGUGUUGGAAAAGCUAAGACCCCUAUCCCUCUCAAAGAGCAUCCGAUUCAUCGUGUUCAACCCCUCCUUCGUCUUCAUGGACCACUACAGCUUGUCUGUCACAGUGCCUGUUCUGAUUGCAGGCUUUGGUGUUCUCCUGGUGUUAAUCCUGACUUUUUUCCUAGUGAUCCACCCUCUGGGAAACUUCUGGCUAAUUCUUAGCGUCACCUCAAUUGAGCUGGGCGUUCUGGGCUUAAUGACCUUAUGGAACGUCGACAUGGAUUGCAUUUCUAUCUUGUGCCUUAUCUACACCUUGAAUUUCGCCAUUGACCACUGUGCACCACUGCUUUACACAUUUGUACUAGCAACUGAGCACACCCGAACACAAUGUAUAAAAAGCUCCCUGCAAGAGCAUGGGACAGCCAUUUUGCAAAAUGUUACUUCUUUUCUUAUUGGGUUAGUCCCCCUUCUAUUUGUGCCUUCGAACCUGACCUUCACACUGUUCAAAUGCUUGCUGCUCACCGGGGGUUGCACACUUCUGCACUGUUUUGUUAUUUUACCUGUGUUCCUAACGUUUUUCCCCCCUUCCAAAAAGCACCACAAGAAAAAGAAACGUGCCAAGCGAAAGGAAAGAGAGGAAAUUGAAUGCAUAGAAAUUCAAGAGAACCCUGAUCAUGUCACCACAGUCUGAGGGGUAUAGACCAAUGGAUUAUUUUUGUUUUCCAGUAUUGCACAACGAUGCAGGGCAAGUAAAGCUCAGACCUCAGCUGCUUGGGCUGGCCAGGGGUAACAAGGCAAGUCAGACCAAGAAUGCAUUAUUCAUGCCAUGUCAAGGUGUCUGCUUCUUGGGGGGAAGAGGGAAUAAAAAAGAAGGGAAAAGUUCUUUGCAAUCUUGUUCUCUGCUAAAAACAAGUUUCUGGAUGUAAUCUGAGAGUUCUUCCAAGGAAUGGAAGAAUCAAUGGAGUGUUAAGAUAGCAGGCCAAAAGAACCAACUGCUUUUUAAAAAUAAAAUGCUUAGGAGCAAUGGAGAAGCAAGGAAAGGUGUCCUUCAAAUAAGGAGAAAGACAUAGGAAAUGCCAAAAUUGCCAAGGCACUUUUCAUGUUUGUUUUUGAACAGGUUAGUCAAAGGAAACCUAUGCACUUGGGAAGUACAUAUUUAAUACUGUCUAAACCAAAGGACUUCCCAAUCCACUUUAUGUGUACAUAUAUAUGUAUAUAUCCCAUAUAUACAUAUACUUAGAUUUGUCUUUAGUGUACAUUGACGUUUAUGUGGAGGAAGGUGUCCAUUUGCAGAUAGGAUGGUCUUUCCCUAGAAAGUCAAAUCAACCUUAGCCAAAUAUAUAGACUCAUUAACAGCCAUUCUAAAUCAACCCAAGUGUCUCAGCAGUGUCAUUCAACUGUGGGAUGAGCAAAAUAAACAGAUAUGAGUUCGUUAGAUUAUGCAUAUUAUGUCAUCAUCAGUCAUCUAGACUUUUGCUUUGGAUGACUUAGCAAAAAAAACACAAAAUGUAUUUGAAUUAAUUGCUAAUGGACAAGGUUUACAGUUUCAUAUCAGAAAUAAAGAGUUGACAUGGAUUAUCAUUGGCUUUUACUGUAUUUGGAAGGCAGAUAUGGCUGCUUUCAGUGAGUUCACCCAACCGCAAAUGAGCACUUUACAGAUUAUCCAUACAGGUGUCUAAGGGUGCACCAGUAUGUGUAUGUGAGUUGGGGUAUUCCAUAGUUAUACCGUUCGUAUUUUAGAUAGGGAAAUUAACUGCCAUGGAAUAUGGAUAAUUAACAUAGGAGAAAGGAGAGACAUAACUAGGGAAACUCGUAGAGUGAAAUAGAGUAAAAUGGGCCAUACCCACUCAUCACACGCCAUCUACUGGUUCUUAGUGUAAGGAAACUAUUCUAAUCUUAUAAACUCUAGUAUAUUCCUUGCAUUAGUAUUUGGAACAUAAUCCAGGCCAUGAUCACCAUAGUAGUGGUCACUAUACCUACUGCAGUAUCAUUCUGUAGCUUCUUACAAUAGCGUUGCUCUUGCUACCUGGAAAGUGCUCCUCAGUUGGCCCACCUCCUAGGGUAAUCACAGCUCUCCACAGGUGGCAUAUUAACUGUAACUGCUGCUGAAUUCUUUCUCAAACAAAAGUACUGAGGUAAAUGUUUUCCUUAAGUUAAAGUUUAAAACUACUCCCAAGCAGAUGGACUGGUUGGGUGCUUACUUGAACUAACGCUGUGCUUCCUGUCACAGAAAAUUACGAGAAAAUGCCUUUUCCCAUGCCAAGCAGUAACAUAAUUUAUUUCCAGGUAGGACAGAAUAAAUGUCCAGUGAUUAAAAAAUCUGCUAGUAAGCUCUUUUACCUAGAAGAAAGCUACUGUUUCCCAUCAACUUUGUUUCUAUAUUUUAAUCAAAUUAAUAAUAUCUAAAAUAAUGAAACUCCUUGACUCAAUUAUGCUCAGAAAAAAGAUACGAACCAUUUCAUUCUUGUUAUCGUCACUGGAAAUGAAGUUGGUAAACUAAUGAAGUUACAAAACAAGUGUACUUAGACAUAUAGCUUUCCAGAAUAUAAAAGGGAAAGGGAAUAGUCCCUAAAAUGAAAACAUUUAAGCAGCAUUUUAUUUAUUAAAUGGAGUUUGCUUUGUUUUGCCUUGAGGUAAUUGGGUUUCAACAGGAAAUGAUCCAUGUCUUCUCCAUUGUGUCAAUUUGAGUGCAAUAUCUAUAGAUUUCAUAACCAGAGGGUUUUUGUUUUUAUGUUAUUUGUAAAAUCAUGUCACAAAUACCCCUAGUCUUUGGCCUCACGAACUGCUGUGCUAGAAUGAACUGGCAUUUGGUAUGACUAGCCUCCAGACCAUGAUCUCGUAUCUGAAGUAGAAGUUUCUGAGAUUUUUGGUUUGGGUUUUGAUUUUUGUUUGGGUGAGGGUUUUGUGGUGGGGGUGCAGGGAGGAGAAGAAUUCCUCUUACAGAUUGCCCAUCAUUUGUAAAGAUUUUUGUUUUUUGGCGUCCCUUGCAAAACAUGGGAGAUAAUUGUUUAGAAAGUUCAUUAUCUAUCACUCCUUUUCUUCCCACUGUGUGCCACGCUCCACUCAUUCACCUAUUUUUUAAAAGACUGGAUAUUGCAGUUAGUUUUUUGUUGGUUCCUAUAGACCAUUCCACAUGCAAAGAAGAUUGGCAGGCUGAUUUAGAGAAAGAAUCAAACACACUGGUUGUCAAACGCAUGUGAAGGAUAUGGCAUAUCCUGCAAAACGACCAGGCAGUGCUAAUGUUACAUUUCCAUCCAGAUAGUCUCUAUUUGGAUAGGGAGAAACAGUUCUUUUUUUUUUUUUUUUUAGUUUAUGUCUUCAAGAAUCAAAGUGUCUAAGAUAAAUAUGAAUUUCUCGUUUGAGUGACUAACUAGAGGGCAUUUUGGAAGGAACAUUAUCUUUUCCAGGACACAGUAGUUCUCUUUAGUGAACUGUAGCAAUAAUUUACUGAAAUGGAAUCCUUUGUUCUGGAAGAGUUAAUAUACCACCUAAAAUGCCUUAACUCAGUCCUAGGAAGUAAUUUAAUACUAAGAAGAAUCUAACAGAGCAUCAUCUGACCUCCGCACCUCACUGUGAAACAGAUGUUUUCAAGAAUUCCAUUUCCUGAAUGCUAAGAUAUAUAAGAUAUAUCCUAAGAUAAGAGAUUAUGAUUUGCAGGUCACACCCAAUCUCAACCUUUUUUGGCAGCUUCUGUGCCCCUCUCUAGUUUUUCACGUUUGCACUCAUUGUUUUGUUUAUUUGUAAAGUACUAAUGCCGUUUAAGAUUAAGAACUUAUCUAUUGUCAGCAGAUAACCAGUCAACUCCUAGAAGAGGAGAAAUGUGUGGGAAAUAUGUCAGCUUUGUGUAAUAUUUUAUUUAAUUGAAAUAUGUAUGCCUCUAAAGUAAGAAGUUUGAAAAAAGCACUCCUUUUCUGUAUUUAAACUGGAAUGUGGAUUUAUUUCCUUCCAUCAGAAUUUAAAUUUGGAUUAGAGCGUACCAUGUGAGCUCCACUCUCUUUGAUGUCAUAAACUUCAAAAAGGUAUUCACCUAAUUACAGAAAGAGAUCAGCUCAAAGUUAGAUUCUUAACUCCUUAUGGUUAAAGGUAAUCAUGUGUUAGACCAGGCUUAAUUCUUUUUAAUGAAAGUCAUGUUUAGAUACUUUCCCAUGAAUUUUUGCAGUGGCUUUGAACCUCUUUGAAGGUUGUGCAUAAGUAUUCUAUGAAAGAACUAUUCUCCUCUGUCGUUGUAUCAUGUUAAUGGCUCUUUCCUAUUUGAUUCCCAUUUAUUUCCACAGAAUUUAGAUUUUUUAGCCUUGUGAGGUGAGAGGAAUAAUGCUAACAAGUGAAGUUUUAUGAUGCUAUUAUAGUUAUUCUUGAAUGUUGAAUUCAAGAGAGUAAAAGCUUUGUUUAUUUUGCAAUUAUCUACUACACUUUCCAUAAUAAGCUAAUCCUUCUUGGCUUGUGGUUAGAGCUAGGGAUUAACUAUUGCCAUUUGGAAUUACAUGUAUUUUUAUAAGUUGACUGUAAAUUUCAUAAUUACAGUCACAUAUUUUUUAUGACCAAAUAGUUAUGAAUGCACGGCACUAUGCAUGCAUCAUUAUUAAUAGUAUGUAGAUUAUUAAAGACACUAUUUUCAGAGUUAUUGCAACUUUUAUUAAAAUUCUUACAUCAUCUAUUCAUAAAUGCCUCAUGGCUUUUGGUCCCAUGGGCCUAAAGUCCAAGAAAGUUCCAUCCCAAGGUAAACAAUUUAAGAAUUGCCUUCCCUGGGUAUCAGUAGCAGUCAUCUCUUCUAGAAUGGCCUUUGGAAAAUCCCAGAAGCCAAAUCUGGCUUCCAGGCAAAGGGCCUAGCAUAUUCUGUAUUGGUUAGUAAAUAAAUAUACUGUUUUUGUCUUUCUUAUGGUGAAGCAGGGAAUAUAAUGCCUCGAGAAUGGCAUUUAGAUACUGUCUUUUAGAGAUUGGAGAAUUCAACGAUUUGUUCCACAUCCUACCAGAGGAAUCUUUCUGUUCAGUCUGGUUUGCUGGUGUCUGAGAAUGGUAUUGGCAAUCUUUGCAAAAAAUGAAUCUGAAAACUGUUACUUAUUUUUAAAAAGCCUCAGAAGCACUUUUCUUCCCUUUAAAAAAAAAAAAAAAGGUUUUGGUUUUGCUUUUUCUGGAUUACCAAAAUUUUGUAACAACUUUAUAACAUUGACGCAGAAUAUAUUUAUGGUUGAAUUGGUAUGCCCUUGAUAUCUCCUCAUCUUCAAUCUCAAUAUAAAACUGAAAAUCAUCACUGUGGUGCAGACCUUUACACUAAUAUUUUUAGGCAAUGGUGUGCAGAUAUAUUGUAUAGGGAAAAAUCAAAUUUUUUACUACUUUGCCUGCAAAAUAACUGCAAUGAUAUUGACCCAAAUGAAAGCAGCAAAAUCGUAAGUGAAAGCCACAAAGCCUCAUUGCAUGAGGUCCAUCAGGGUAGGGACUGUGUAUGGGUACAGUAGCAGUAAAUUACCUUGACUUCUCAACUAAAGGACCAAGGUUCAUGCACCAUCAUAUUUUACUUAGGAUCACAAGAGGUGGUGUUCUGUGUCUGAGGUGUUGUGGAGUUAGAGCAGACAACAUUUGAAAUGAGACUGGAAGAUUAUUGAGAGAUGAGCCCACAUCUCAGAAAUCAAGAUGUCUGUAAGUAGGUGUGAUAGAACCAGUGGAAUAAUACCACAUAUUCUGUGAUUUAGAAUACAGCAGAGAGAAUCAUGUGGUGUCACAAAAUUAUAGAUUGCCAACUGCUAGCAAACUUGAUCAUAGGCAAAUACAUCACAUUUGAAGACUGUGUUCUCGUUUAUCAAAUUCAUAACCUAAUCUUUGCUGUAGGAGGUGCUCCUGAAUUUCUAAGCACAAAGGAAGAGCCAUGGACUGUUUUGUUAGUAAAAGUGAAAAGCUAGGGAGACUCUGAAAAGCAGCUUUAAUUAAGCACCCCGAUAGGUAUCAUUCAUUCCCAGAGUGACUCUCAUCAUUGACUAGAUUUUGUGAGUCUUUAACUCACUUUCUCUGAUCAGUUUUUUUUCCAUACUUAAUGAGGACUUCUCUGUUGCUGAUAAAGAAGCCACUUACUUUUCUUAAGAAAUGAAAAACAAUUCCAAAGAGCAAUAUACAGGGUUAAGUAUAUAUUUAUAGUAUAGCUUGCUAGUCUACAAAUCACAUUUUAUGUCUUCUGCAUCUCUAACCAUGUCAAAAUUAAAUGGGCUUAUACUUCAAACUGAAAACCUUAAACUUAAACUGAAACCUCUAGAAGGUAGAUAUUUUUAAUGUAAUGAAGUGUUUAUAAAGAAAACCAUCACUGAUUUUGCACUAUCUUAAAUUAUAGAAAGCCAGCUCCUACUAUUUUUCCCCGCUUGAAAAUUUCCCUUAAGAAAGAUCUCACAGGUCAUGAUAAUUACGAAGUCUUAAAAAUCAUAAGAAAACUUAAGGAACAGAGUAGGAAUCAACCACUGAUGAUGUGUCAUUCCUGCUGUGUAUGACAUGAUUGUACUUAUCUGAGAUGAGGUUUUUAGAAGUCAUUUGUAACUGGGCUCUGGUUUCCCAACAGCUAAUGACAAUGUCUGAUAGAGGAGCAUUACUGUUUUUUUCUUUCCCUUUGUUGAGACAGUUUGUAGAGUAAGCAUGUUACCCACAGGGCUCUGUCAAACGGGGGGGGGGAGGGGGGGCGGGGGUGGAAAUCUAAUGCAUUGAAAGAUUGCAUUGAAGAAUUUUCUAGGAAUAACUACGAGAGACUCUCAUGGAGGAAAGAUUAGUGGAGUUUAAUAAAAAUGUAUAACUUUUCAGUGCUAUGUAAAUUUAACAUAUUCUUAGUAGAGGCAGUCUACAGUAUGUUAUGGGGAGCAUUUAAAUUAUCUAAUGUAAUAUCGUUACUAGAAUCUCUCCCUGGACACUGAAACACGUUCUAUCAUUUUAUCUGAGGAAUUCACUGUUGGUAGCACACCGAUAGAGCUGGAAAAAAAAAUAACAGGCCCUCAUAUUUUUGCAUCUCCUGGUACAGUCUGCAACAUCUAUUUCAAGUAGAAUAAGGAAAUUCGGGCAUCUUUUUUCACAAACAAAAAAUUGUGCUAUGAACUGAUAAAUUAGACCUCAAACUGGCCAAUGCAAAGAUUCCAAUGUUUUAGUAGAGUUUCAGCACCAACUUUAUUAUACUUUCCUGUUCAUUAUGCAUAUUUUUCAGUAACGGACUGUUUUGCUCUUAACUAGGAAGUCUGUCACAGAUUGAAAAGGGCAGAGAUCUCUCUAAGCUACCUCAUAAGGGUAUUUAAAGAAAAAAAUGACACGCAAUCUUUGAUUAAAUGGAAAUAUGUUAAAGCCACAAAGCAAUAUUAUUUAUCACCUUUCCUUGAUGUUCAUUCACUUUAUCAAAUUAGACAAGGCAAAAUGUAAAAUGAGCACUCCUCUAUGCAGUCCCACAUUCUGGUUAACAAAAUAUUCAUUAAUAUAAAAUCUCUCAGGGCAGUUGUCAGUUGUCUCUCUACAGAUAUCUCAGAGCACAAAAAUUGACUCAGAAAGACAGUAAUCUGACUUUACGUAGAGGCAGUGGCCUACCUAGUAAGAUGCACAAAUAAUCUAUGGAUAACUUCGGAAAAAAUUCCAAGUGCAUUUCACUUAUCACUUUUCUUGGAGGAAAAAAUCUGCUUAUGUGUUUGUUUAUUUAUUUGUUUAAUUAUUCUAGGCAAAUAGAAAGAGACAAAAUUACCAUUAUUUGGCAUUUUACUUAAGUUUUCUUUUCCUCUGGAAGGCAUUGCUAUUAUUUUCUGAUAAAUUCAGGUUUUUAAAACACAGGUCACUUAUGGAAACAUUAGCAUCAAUGAAAAGAAAACCCCUAGGAAGAAACAGGCUUCAUCCAUGAAUAGGCAAACUGUAGGAAUUCAAGUAAAUGUUAAGCAUUUUUAUUUUUUUUCCUAAAACAAAAACCCCCUUGUUCUUAAUCCUAGCUAGACAAAAUUUCUAAUUUCUACAGCAAAGAAAGAUGACUAAAUGUAUGAAAUUAUGAAAUUUUGAUGUAUUAACACUACAAACCUCAUGGCAAACCACCAAUUCCAGAUGUCUUUACCCAAAAGAAUAUUUUUUCUAAAAUGCUCUAUUACAUAUAGGUUCAUCACAUUCAUGAAAACGGCUUCAUUUAUCAUGCCCAAAAUACUACAAACAAAGCCAUUAUAGCUUUCUGCUCUGUAGUGCUGUACCUUGGGCUCCACGACUAAAGCUACCUUACUGAGGAAAGCUUAAAAACGAAUUUUGGACAAAAGUGUCAAAUCAAAAAAAAAUUACCUAAGUUGUAUUUCCAUCCAAAAAAUCUGUGAAAUAGAAGACUGUUGUGUGGCCAUUUUAGAUCUCACCAAGAAGAAAAUAUUCUAAAAGUACUCAUUUCGGAUCUUACUAAGAACCAAAACCAAAAGUCCUUCCAAAGUUUCCAAUUCACUUGAAUUUGGUCCAUUAUCAAAACUUACCUCUAUGUUGAUAAGUGAAAAAAAUAGUUUGUAAACCAGGUUUUUCUUAACUAUAACAGAAACAAAUAAAGAACAAGUUAUUUCCCAUAGAUUUGAAUGUAUAAACAUACAUUUAAUAAUUAAAUGAAUCUCAUACCUUGGUCAAGGGAAAUUAUGUUCCAAAUAUUUAUUUGUUCUGUUUACCAUUAUUUUCAUAGUUUGGACACAUUGAAAUACAAUAAUUUUAGUUAAAUUGCUCAGAAUUGCUCUGCAUAAGAUAUUUAUUAUCUAGAGCUUAAAGGUAAAAAUCUUAAGAAAAAUAGCAAUUAAAUCUUAGCUACCUGGAAAACAAUGUGAUCAACGUUGUAUUUACUACAAUGCCACUAGGCAAAGUUAAACACAGCAUUUCUGGCUAUCUUGACUUUUUAGUUUAACAAAAGAAAUCUAGUUCCAUUCGUUAUAAUAAGAAAUAAUUUAUAUAUUAAAAUAGCGAUAAAUUAUAUGUGUAUAUAUUCUAUAGUUCUUAGGGUCAUAUACGAGGUCUUUUAAAAUCACAACCUCAAAUGCUGUAAAAGCUAGGUGAUUCUUAAAUUCACCAGACUUUCCUUCACUUUUUUAUUGAUAUUAUUAAAUGUCACAUGGAAUAUCAUAAUAUGCAACUUAUUCCUCUUACUUCAGUGAGAUCUUCAAGUGUGCUACCUUUUCGGGAAAGAUUUUUCUAGGCUACGAAUUAAACUUCCUAAACAAAGCAUCUUAUAACAUCACAAUGUAAAAUAACAUAAUCUAUGUUUUUUUAGUCUUUUAUUGAAUCACAUGUUCUAUAAUGUAAAUCUUUAUCCUUUAAACCUUUAAGAAUACAUACAUUAAAAGUAAUACUGUGAUAAUAUAUAUCAAUUAUCUCUACAUGGUUAAGAUAAAGCAUUCUGAAGCAAAUACAAAAUGUCUUAGCAUUCCUGAGAGGUAUUUUUAUGAAUCCUUACAUUCACAAGUAUCUCUUAAACACGAAAAUUACUAAAGUAUUACUAAAAGAUUUAAAUAGCACUUUAAGACCCCUUAAUAAUUACAUUACCUUCAAAUCUAAAGCAAUUUAUUAUCAGGUCAAAUAAAUUCUACCUAAAAUUUCUCACUGCAUUACAUUGCAUUAUUGUAGUAACAUUAGCUGUAAAAAUACUUGAACCAACAUUUUUCUCACCAUAUGAGAGCUGCAGAUUAUGGAGACAAUGAAUAAGCCAGCUGCUAUUCAGUAGUACCCAGGGAUUACUCACAAAGCACAUUCCUUUGGCUGCACGCUUUACAGCUUCAAGCCUGGGCAUAAUUGUUCAUGGGCUGUCAGCACCACUUCUAAGUCACUAAAGUCAAUAAUGUUAAAUAUUUCAGUAUCUAAGUCGACUGUAUUUUGAUGAAUAAGGUUGUGGCAUUAUAAAUAAUGCAUAGAUAACCAACAUUCAAAAUAUUUAAAUUCACCUGAUGCCAAAAAUAUACUUAAACAAUUUAAUAUUUCACAACCCACUUCAAAAGCUUUGUCAUUGCAAAGCUUUCCUCAUUAUUGACAUAUAAUGAGGAGACAAAAGAAGUCUUAGUAAUAUUUCAUUUUAUGUAGUUUUCCAUAUGCUUUCUUAACAGGGAUGCCUUUAUGUCUUUCGUGGAAAUGUUUGGACUUAUUCAAUAGCCAUUUUCCUGUCUAAUUUUAGUACUGUAAUCAUUAAUUUUAUUCUGCUUUUUCCCUUUGUUUAAAUAUGUUCAACUUUUAUCAUUUCUAAAGUAACUUUUUCUUAGCGUAAUUAAAACAUGUUUUCUCUUUUACAUAAAAAUAAGCAUGGCUAGAAAGGAAUGAAAUACAAAUUUAGCAAAAUACUAUUCAUUGUCACUUAUAUGUGCUUCAAGUUGAAAUUCUCCACUGAUUUUAUUUUUCCAGCUGAUAUGGAAAACUAUGCAUUCUAUGUCUGCUUUGCAGAUAUUCAAUAAAUCACUAUUCACUGAAGAAAAAUAUAACUUCUCCAGCUUCUGACUUGUUUGCUCAUGACCUAAUGAAAAGGAAGUUAUUUAAUAAUCCCCAUCUUUGAGAGCCCAUAUUCAGAAGCUUUUGUUGUUAUUUUGUUUUAUUUUUUAGAAUUUUCCUCUGUAGCCAGUUACAUAGGAAUAAGGCCCCAUACAAAGGAAGAAUUUCAGGUUUAUUGAUAACUGUCCUUUCCAAUAAGUUAAAAUGCUAGAGCCUAGAACUAUGCACAUCUUGAUAGUAAAACAAAGAGGAAUGUGAUCUAACAUUUAAAAAAAAGGGUGAUUUUUUUUAAAAAAAGGUAAGUGAGAAAAAUUUUUAAAACAAAUCUAAAACUAUUAAAGAAGGGACUAAACAACUCAACUAAAACAUUUUUGUUUUAUUUGGUUUUUGUUUGUUUGUUUAGUUUGGCUUUUUAAAAAAAAUAAACACAUUGGAAAGUUUCAGAAAAAUCCUACCAUAUCUAAGUCUCCAAAAGUGUGUUACUCUUUAAAAAGAUAGAACUAGAAAUUAAGUCCCAUUUUAGGAUCAAGAUUUGCUAUGGAUGGGUUUCUGAAGUACCCCUAGAUUGCUUGGGAUUUUAUAUAUUUACUCACCACAUAUUUAGGAGAACCUACAUUAGUCUCUAUGCUAGGCUUUGAAGAAAAUACCAGUAAACCAUUCAUAGUUCCUGACUUUGAGGUAUGUGUGAUCUGUUGAGGAAAUCUGCAGCUUGAGUAUUCAAGGAAAUUAAGGAAAGAAUUAUGAACAAUCCACAUUGAAGCCUAUAAGAUUCUAAAAGAUAGAGCGGAGGAUGGGCACGAGAGUCUGGGAGAAAACAUGAAAUAUACAAGGGCAGGAAAGCAGGUUGUCCAGGAUGAAGGCAAUAGCAGAUGAGAUGAUAGGAACCCAGAGGAGACUGGUUACAAACAGGAAUAAAAAGGAAGAGCUUAUUGUGAGUGGUUUUAUAAAGAAUUGCCAGGAUAUGGAGAGUUAUCUGGAGCUGAGAGAGGGAUCAUAAAGAAAAGGUUCUUUUUAUGAUAUAUUCUGGGGCUUAAAUGCAGUGAAUCGAUUAUAAAAUAUAAAUACACAGUCCCCGUUUUUGUAUUUUAUCUGUUAAAAUCAAGGAUCCCAAAACUCAGCAAUAUCACAUAAAUUUAUAAUCUCUCUUGCUUAGAAAUGUAGUGGGUGCAGGAGCCAGUUUAUCGCAUGAGUUUGAUUCUCCUGAUGAUGGAACAUCAUCCAUGUUUUGGCACAAAAGCUGACAGCCAACUGGUCAUCUCAUAUACACCCGGUGUCCCUCAAAGUGCAAGAGUAAGAAACUGUCAUGGAUUGCUUGGAACCCAAACUCUCCAAAACCGACAGCUCAAACGAAUACACUCCAAUUAAUUAUCUCUGUUAAUAUUAUUUUUAUUAACAAUUCAAAUAAUACCUGCAUAAUAGCAUAGGUAUUAUUGUCUCUGCUAUAUAGAUUGUUUCAAGAAAGAAAACACUGUAAACAAGUAGUAUGUCCCUAAGGUAAAAUACAUCAUCUUUUCAUCAUAAAUCAGUACGAAAGGUGCAUGUAUAGAGAAGUUCAACUGCAAACUACAAGUGAUGAAAAAUAACUGCAUAGAUUUUCUCCCCUGCCUAUCCUUUUCUAAAUGCAAAUUAAUUAUAAGACAAUGCGUUUGUUAAAUUGCCUACAACUAUUUUUUAAAUUCACUUCCUUAUGAUGUGAAUUCACUUAAGCUUUCUUUGAAGAUCACAUAAGGUACAUAUGCACAUAGUUUUUAAGCAUAGACCUAGCUGAUGUAUGCAUUACCUUGUCCUUUUUUAUAAAGUUUUAAUUAUAAUAAGUGGGGCUCCCCAAAAUCAGCAACCAGAUUACAAGGAUAUUUGGAGGAAUAUAUUUUAAUCUUUAAACCUGAAAUAAGCACUUCCUAUUUAUGCUAUUUAGAGUUGUAGAUAAGGUUGGAAUUGGCCUGGGGAGGCCCCAUUUUGUGACUGGUUCAUGAGGAAGACAUCUCUUCACAAAGUAGAAUGGAGAUAAAUCCACCAACCAGGUGGUCAUAGGAGACCAUGGUCUCCUAUGAGAUAUUUUGGAUAAUCCCAGGAGUAACAAAGCUAGUGGCUCCCGAAAUUUGCUGUACUUUAGAAUGACCUAGAGAAUAUUUAAAGUCUCAAUGCCCAGACUUCAUGCUCACUACUUAAAUCAGUAUAUCUUGUAGUUAAACUCAGCCUCAGUAUUUCGGGGAACUCCCCUAGUGAUGCCAAUAUGUAGCUAAAUUCAAAAAACAGUGGCUUAGACAACAGAGUCAACACAUUUAAUCCAAUAAAUACUGAUAAGAGUCUUUUAUUAAGUGAAGUUUUUAGCAAGUCAGAAGCAGAGGCAUCUAUGGCAUCUAUAACUAAAAUAUAGGCCAGAACUUGUACAGAGUCCAAAAGGGGGUAUCCAGCGGGUAGAGAGAUGAUUUCUAGUAGAGCCAAACCUAGUAAGAGUGCAUUGCGUUAAAAUAGCACUUAAGAUGAGGUAAGAUUAUUGGCCUGAGCACCCCAUGUGACAUGAUGAGCCUGAGCAAAGCCCAUAAAGAAACAAAAGCACAGAAUAUGUUCCUGGUUCAACAACCUCAAUUUAGCUUGAGUGUACAUUUCCGGUACAGGAGUUGAAUUUGUACAACCAGAAAUUUUGAUGUAAGAACCUGCAAGCAUUAUGCUGAAGAAUUUGUAUUUGAUUUAAUGUACUCAAAUUACUUUUAUCAUUAUGAUUAUCAUUAGAUUCAAGAUCUAGAUACAAGUAUUAAUCUUCAAUGUUCUAAGCAUAGGUUAGACUGGAGAUGAGAGACCUAGACCAAAGAAUUAAGUUAGGAGGUUCUUGUGGUCAUUACCAGUGAAGGUAAUAUUGGCCUGAAAUAGAGUUGUGGCACUGAAUGUAAAAAGGCAGAAAUAAAUACAAUUCACAAACACAUCUGUAACAUGACCUGAACACCUAAGAACUUUGAGUGUCUGAAACACAAGAAUAUGGUAUCCUAUAACUGAAUAUUCACAUUAGUAAAUUUAAUAUGGUAUUAUAGUAACCAGUUAUGAAUCUUUGUGUGAUCUACUUACUAUAAUACUCUAAUUUAUAGUUUAAUCAUCACAUUCUGUGUUUUUGACAUGCAACAUAAUCCAUUUUUAUAGCAUUUAUAGAGCUUUACCACGAAUUUUUGGGAAAUCACUUUAUCUUUACAGAAUGGCUGAUUUGAUUCUCUGGAAAUCUAACUUGGGAAAAAAUUGGUUGAAUUGGUUCACCAUAUUGUAUCAUUUAAAUGCAGUAAAUAGAAGAUGAGUCAAAUAGGAAGAAACAAAUAUCUUAGGAACAUAAAUAGGUACAUCCAAUCUUUUGUACUUUUCUCCAUGUAAGAUUGUUGGCUACUCAGGUAUAUAUAACUCUUACUUAUAGGCAUGUAUUACAGCUAGAGACGCUACAAUGGUAUCUAGAUUAAUCUACAUAUAUAAACAUCAAUUUAAUUAGAAAAUAAUUAUUCAGAUUUAUUUGCAUUUCAGGGAAUUUAGCAAUUCAGGUGAUUUAUGCUUAGAAACAAAAUCACUGUUUCUCCCACAAUUAGAGAACUGAUCUUCAGACAUCUUCUACAAAAGUUUUGUAUAAGGCACAUACUUUUAUUCUACCAUAAAGAUAUAGUAUUGCAGUGUUUACAUCAGCACUGGGCAAUGAUGGAUAUAUAUGUCAAAUGUAAUUUUUGCAACAUAUCCUUACACAUAGUUGCAUAUUCAUUGGAUGGACUGUCUCUAAUUCAAUACUUUUCCUACAGAAUAAUUGUCCUGUCAAAUAUUUCACACGUCCAUGUUUUUUAACAUUAGCAUUAAAAUCACCAGUGAAAAUAAUCCAUAUGAACUCUUUGUAUUCUUCUACAGUCACAGAACUGAAUUUGAGAAUGAGGAAGCAGAUAACAACUUGAGAAAAUGUAAAGAGUUGUAACUUGGAGCCACAGUGCCAGGCAAUGGGGUCACACAGCAGCUUGAUCAUCCACAUAGCUUUACACAAUGGCCUUUGGGUCAUGACUUUCACCAGGUAGCUUACUCAAAAAAAGAAAAAUUAAUUCUCUAUUAACUCCUUUAUUCACCAAAUCUUUUGCUCAAGAAGAAUUUUAAACACUUUCUAUGUGCCAGGCAUAUAGAGAAUAAAUGCAAAGAGAAAUCAAGGGCAGUCACUACCCAUCAAGAAUUUAAGAAAAGCAAACUAGUAGAUGAGAUAUAUAUAUAUAUAUAUAUAUAUAUAUAUAUAUAUAUCUCAUCUACAUACACACACACAUACACACACACACACCAUUAGAGACACAGAAAACCUUCAAAAAAUCAUAUACAUAUAUAUAUAUAUAUAUAUAUAUAUAUAUAUAUAUCUCAAAAUAAUGGGUGUCAUUUAUGGUGCAGUGAUACUCACACUUGAGCAUGUAUCAAACUUACCUACAGGGCUUCUCAAAGCACAGCCUGCAUGACCCCAUCUCCAGAGUUUCUGAUUCAGUAGAUCUGGAGGGAGUCCUAAAACUUUACAUUUCUAACAAGUUUCCAGGUGAUGCUAAUGCUACUAGUCUGAGGAAACACAUUUCCACUUUGAAAAUCUCUAAAAUUCAAGUUUGUGAAUAGCAGCUGGCGUUCUGAGAGUAGCUGGAUUAAAUCUGUCCAGGGAAGAAGGUGAGGACAAAGGUCAAUUUCUCACUAGGCCUGAAAGGCUGCAUAGUCGAUGUGCAAAGACAUUCCAGGUUGAAGAAAAGAAAUUACCUGAAUUAAGGCCAUACCUGACAAGUCCACCUGUUGGUAGGAAUCACAUGGAAGAAUUUUUAAACUCUUGAAGGGAUGACCUUAGUAAUCUACAUUUGUAAUAAGUUGCUCUAGACAGUCUUUUCAUGAAGAAAAUUUAGGACACAUGGAACUGAAGCAUGGAGUAUAAAAGAAUGUAUCAUUUUCAGAGAAGCCCUGGUAUAGAGUGGUUUAACUAGAACCACUGUAUACUAGAACUAGUAGUCUAUACUAGAACUAGAUUUAUAUAGGACAUGAGUUAAGUUUAUAUUUCUGAUAAUCGGCAAAUGAAAUUUUUAGUACAAGUAUGUUUCAUGCAAUAUUUGGAGUCUACCAUACUAAAAAUACUUGUUUCUCUGAAAUUCAAAUUUAACUGAGCAUCUUGCAUUUUUGCUUGCUAAAUCUCACAACCCUUAGAAUGUAGAAUAUGUGUCAGGUGGAGAAAAGAACCAGAAAUAAUGAGGCUGAAACAAUAUUAUAUUAUUAAGCCAAAUAAUAGUAAUGUACUAUUUUUCAUGUGGGAUAUGCAAAUGUAGCACAUAGCUAAUGAGGCUUAGAUAUCUGAGCCUAUUGCUUACAUACGUCUUUUGAAGGCCUUAGGGACAGUCCUUAACAGUAUGUUCACAUUUUAUGUUUAUAUAAAAUUUUUAAAUGUAUGAUAUUUUUGUAUUCUUUUCCUUAAAAAGGGACUCCAAAAAUGUAUUCACUUCAGGCUCAAGAAAAUUUUGAUCUUCCCCUGCAUGUGGGACCAUCAUACGUAUCAAAUGGAUCACAAAAAUGGUAUUGAUAAAUACCAACUCUUAAGUAGAAAGAUAAGUGCAAUGAAUGCCCAGAGAAUUUGAAGAUCUUUUUGAUCAUAUAUCAUCAAAAACUGCUACUUGAAGUUUAAAUAGCUUCAACACUGGCAAAAUGAAGCCUAUUCUUUGAAUUACCCUCAGUGUGUGAAAUUAAUGCCCCAGGGGCACAGAGAGAAUAUUUCAUUUCCCAGAUAUAAUUGACCAUGGGACAUUAUAUUCAUAGGGUAUCUUGAAGAACUAGUGUUCCAAGGAGAAACAUUGAUAAUGUCGUGUUAGAGAAGCCUAUCUGUGUUACCGAAGGGCAGAUAAGUAUUACAAUUCCAAAGGAAACAGUAUUAAUGGGCCUGUGUGGAAAUCAGUUCUUAUUUUCUAAAUAAUAUUGCUGAUUUCUAGCUAAUCGAGUAAUGUAUAACCUAAUAGAAGACUAGAAUACUUAAAGAAAAAUGACUCAUCAGCAUGGAUUUCAUUUAAAAUAAUACAGAACUAAUUUUUCCCUUUGGUCCCAGUAGAAAUUCAGGUAAAGAGAAGUAAGUAAAUGGAAACCAAGUUAAACCAGACCAAAAAUAGUAAAAUAUGAAGAAAAAAAUGCCAAAUGACCAGGAAGCCAAAUGAAUAAACAGAUUGAUGUUUUAUUUUUCAUUAUCUUGAAAAAUUAUAUAAAUUCUAGAAUAACAGAAAAAUUCUGGUCUUAAAUAAAAGACUCAAAGAAUGUAAUUUCUUGGAGAACUUUAAGGAAGGGAAAAGGGGGAAAUCAGCCUACAGAAAAAGUUUAGUAUGUCUUGAAAAUGGCUGCAAGCAGAUCUUUGGUCCCAGCACCACAGCUAUUAAACUAUGAUAUACACCAGACCCAAGAUAUUUUUUUAAAUGCCAUAAUGUAACAAAAGUAAUGACUGGCAAAACCAAUAAUUCAUUUAAAAAUCCAGACCUCCAAAAGGCCAACUUGGUCACACCUAUACAAUAAAGAAGUGUUGAAACUCCAAUCAGAGUUAUACACAAUAUACAUGUCAAAUAUCUCUUACCAAAUGUUCCCAUAGAUUUUCUUUAUGUAUUAAAUUCAAAUGUGUAGAGUACUUGGUUAUGUUCAAUAACAGGAAGUCACAGCUAAAAGUUGACAAAGAAUAAUUGAUUGGAAGAACUUUUUCAACAACAGGAAAUAUGGGGAGUUACCUAGGAAAUAGAAAAAUAAAACGACAUGAUGAACUAGCCAUAUCAUUCAUUCACUCAUCCAUCCAACAAACAUGGAUUAAGAACCUAUAAUGUGCCGAGUGAUGUACAAAGCCAUGUGAGAGGGACAAAAAAAUUCAAAUUGUUCAGCAGAAUAUCUUAAUGUCUCAUGAAAAGAAGAAAGUAACUAUUUGCUUUCACUGAAAUAUAUGUUAUGAGGCACUGGCAAAACUAGAGUUAUUAUUUGCCUGCUAUUGAUUAAACUGCUAUUGAUCUAAAAAAAAUUAUUCAAAAUUAUUAGUUAACAUUUGGUUUCCAUAAUCAAUAGAAGUUGCUAUACUAACUUUUUUGUUUGUUGGACACAAGUGUCAGUGAGUAGUAGAUGUGUUUUGGGCAAAAUGGUAAGGUAGGAAGGCAAGGAUGCCUAAUGAUGGGUUAGCAUAUUAGCAACACAGAAGAUACAGCCUUGAGGGUAUAAAUCUUUUUGUAUGAAAGUAAUACACUUAAACAAAGUAGUGAAUGUAAGUGUAAACAGGUUGCCAAACUCAGAAUUUUACCCAAGGAAAUAAAUACUAGUAAGUAGAACAGUCAGGCAAGAAUUGAGACACACAUAAAAGAAAAAAGAAAAAAUAGUUUUAUGAAAGAACAUCAGCAAAGAGUGUUCAUGAGUCAUUUUCUACUCUGUUUCCACCUCUUCUAUUUAGCAUUGCAAUGACUAAGACAUUUAGAAGAAUGGCCCAUAACUAACUAGUUUGGGUAAAAAGAAGAAUUUUUCUACAGAUGGAGAAAAACAAUCUUGUUCCUUCUUCACACAAAGUUCCAACAUGUUUGAAAUUUAGCACUGGAGAGAUUGGGAGAGCUUGAUAAUUAGACUGAGCUUGAAACGUUCCACUAAAAGAAUGAUUUGAGAGACAUCCGGGAGUACCUUCUUUUCUUCUUCAUUUAACCUCAGCAUGGACCACAUCAACUUGAUCUCUUAGUUGGACUAUACUACCUUAGAUAGAGAACUGUUUUCAAAAAGUAUGUAAAAUUAUUUCAAGUCUAAAGAUCAUGAAGAAUUUCUCUCAGGAUAAAUAAUAAUUUUUAUGAAAGUAUUGUAUUGUCAGUUCAUUUGCAACCAAAUUAGCUUGCUUAAGUAGAUAAAUCCCAAGCAAUGGGUGAAAUAAACUAGUAGACCCAUGGGUUUUUAACCCUCUAGCUAUGUCUCUCAAAUGUUUCUAAUCUCUGCUCCACUAAUAGCCCUGACCCUGCUAGGUAACAAUACUCUGGGAAAUUGAAGAUAAGAGUUUAGAGAAAAAAAUCAUAAAUAAAGGUAGAGAUUGUGGAUAAUGGGCAGUAUUGUUAACAUAAAGAAAGAAAGAAAGAAAGCUGCAUGAGUGGAGAAUAACAUUUUCUGCAGGACUGGAAGAAGAGGUCUACAGAGGUAUAGGUAUAGUCUCUAAGUUGGGAUAGGCAAUGACAUAGAUUACCAGACAAAAUCAGGUCAUGUGUCUUAUCCACUGAGUUCCAAUUAAUGUUUUUAUUUUCAUGGAUAUAUUCUCAAAAUUCCCUGAAUUUCUUUUUAGAGUUGUAUAUUUCUUUGUUUUUUCUUAAUUGACAGUUUUAUAUCUGUUUCAUUUCUUACUUGAUUACCUUGAGUUUAAUAUUGUGUGCUAUAUGGGAUGAAGAAAAAGUAUGAUGUGUUUUCUACCUUUAAAUUGCUUGCAGUCUAUUUAAAGAUGCUAACAGAGGAAACAGUCACUCACGACAAAGCACAAGAAAUAAUGGCAUGAUUCAUACUUUAGAGUUAAGAGAAUCUGGGUCUGAGGAACUAUUGGCAUUAAAGAACACUUCAAGAAGGAAAUGCAGCUUCAAAUAGGCGUUGAAGAAGGCAUUCUAUCUGCCUAAGCAAAAGAUUCAUCUCUUUACAGACAUUAACUUGGGUGGGAUACUCAUGAAAGAGGGGAAGACCUAUCCAGUCUGUCCCCCUGCCUCCCACUCUAACCAAUUCUCCAGCCACUGCCCCACUUUGCUUUCUCUGCAUCAACCAUGCACCCCCUUGAUCUUUUGUCAUUGCUGUUCCCACCACCCUGAACACUCUUCUUCUCGCAGUUGGUCACAGGUCUUCCUCCCUAACUUCUUUUUGGUUUCUUCUUAAAUAUUAAAUAAGUAUUCAUUAGAGAGGACUUUGUCGAUCAUCUUAUGAAAAUAUAGUAAAUCUCCUCCCUUCUUUCCUAUUUUCAUGGGAUUUGUCUGUCUGUCUGCCCCCAGUAAAUUGAAAGCUCUAAAGGGGCAGAGAUUUUGUUGCUACUCUAUAAACUGCUACAAGCUCACUACCCUAGAAGAGUGCCAGGCACAUGUUAGGCAUUCAAUAAAUAUGUGGCAAAGGAAGGGAAGAAAGGAGGGAGGGAGGGAAGAAUUUCAAAGUGUGGACCAAUUUCAGGUGGACUUGAAACAUUCAAGUGUUUCAAAUGCAAAUAUAUUAGAUAUAUCUUAUUAUCUAGUAAGUCAUUUUAAGGUAGACUUACUGAUCAAUUUGAAAGUUGUUUGCCUGUGAAUUCUUUGCUAGGCAAUAUUAACAUUUACCCCUGCACUCCCUUAAACAUUUAUCAGUAGCUUAAACUUUAACAACAGCCAUGGUUUUCUUUGGCAGAGCAGGGACUGUGCUCAUAUCCUAGCUUGUCAAUGGAAAGAAAAAGAAAUACAGCUGAACAAGUGAAAGAUUAGCAUGGCAACCACAUACUUAAACGGGAGCAACUGCUAUGCUGCUGCUUCUCAGGCUUAAAGAAGUAAAAGAUACUGCCCCAGGCCAUUUUCAGCUGGAAUCUUAGGAGUAUGCACACAAGCACACAAAGCUACCCUGACAUAAGCAUGAGUGAAAUAUAUUAUCUGAUGCUCAGGAACAUUUCCUUCUUCCCUCAAAAUGAAUAAUUUAUUGCUUUUCUACCUGCUGUUUCCAAGCUCACAUUAAUGAUUCAUUGAUUGGUCUCAAAAACAGAUGCUUGUAAUUAAAUCAUAGGUUCUGUAAGAUCAUUAACUGGUUCUUUAAUGGCUAAAAGAAUUAAGGAGAAACGGGGUAGUUUAAAUUCGUAGAUUCAAGAAGGAUCACAGGAAGCAUUUUCUGUACAAAUGUGACAUUGGCUGUGUUGUUUCCCUUUGUGAUAGAAAUUUCUCACCUUCUAAACUUUCAUUUGUAUGGAACUUGUUUUCGUUUUCUUAACAUCAACAGGUUUAUUAUUUAUUCCACCCACAGAAAUUCUGACUCAGAUGGCUAGUGAACUGUAGCCUUGUUACUUGUGUUCAUAUUUCUUAUUGCUCUUUGUUUUAUGUCUUAGUUUAUCCUUAUUAGAAUCUCUCAAAAAAUGAAUAAUUUUAUUGGUGAAGUAGCAUUUCAUUAUUUGUGGUAAAAAAAAAUGCUUUCUUAAUUAUACCACAUAGGUUUCAGCAUGUGCAAAGUCUUCUAAAAGUACUUUAGAUGGUAGUUGCUUUGGAGAUGUGGUAACUCUUAUUUCUAUUAAUGUUUACAUUUCUGCCUCAUUCUCAGAUGAAAUUGUUACUUAUAUUUUUAUCCACUUGAAUCUUGAAGUUAAGGUAAGCUGAAUAUGUCUAACUUUCUUUCAUACACAUUACUUUGUUCUACAGAAGAAAUUUAUAGAGUAAGGUGAAUGUGACAAACUCAAAUCAGAUUUUCUUCUAACGUCUGCCUCUGAAUCCACAAUUGGGGGUGCCUGCUACAAAACCAAGUAUGUUUCUGAAAACCUUCCCUCUCCUAUAAUUGCUGCGGGAUUCAUUCAUUCUAACCAAACACAUUCCAGGGAAUGUAUAACAAGGAUGUACAUGAACAAUACUCAAAUUCAAACAUCCAUAGAUGGUUAAAUUUUACCACUCUUUAGCUUACAAGCCAAAUCAACUGAAAAUUUCAGAAAUGUUUGUGUUAGGGAUUUGGGUUUGAGAUGUGAAACAAAUGACAUCCUUAAACAUGUUAUCCUUGGUCUUCACAGCACAUAGUACCUUGAUACAGAAUUAUUUAGUCACAGUUUGCUCAAAAACUAUUAUCAUGAAAUUAACUUUGGGAUGUAACAGCUUGUAAAAAAGAAUGUUUAAUGGCAACCAUUAGUAUGUUUAAUACGUGUGUGCUCAAUGUAGUGUCAUCUUUACUAGAUGAUUUACUUCACAAUGUUUUCAUUACUGUUCCCCAAAUGAAAAUAGGAAGUCUAUUAACUAGUUUACAACUAUUAUUUUUGGAUACUAUUACAGAGACACAGGAGCACUUUUAACUCAAACACGUAGUUUUGUGGUGGUAUGAAAUUGAGGCAGCACUGCAAUGCAAUAUUGAAAAAAUUGGAAUGCAAUAAAGAAAUGUAGAUAUCACAUGUGACUACUUCAUAUACAACCCAGACUCCUCAUUUAUUGUUUGAACACAAGGGUUAGUUUUUUAUUUUGCCAAAAGGGCAUGGUCAGGAAGUCAAUGUGAUGUCAUCUUGCUACAGGGCAGAAGUUUUAAGAAGUAAGAUAUUUUUUAAUGAUGUACUAUUGCAGGAUAGAAGUUCUCCCCCACAUGAAACUACAUAUUCACAGACUUUGUAUUGUCAAUGUGCGUCUGUUCUUACUCAUCUGGAGAGGAAAAAUAAGAUUUCCAGUUUUCUGCUGAUCCAACAUCAUUUCCCAUAGGCAGCACAAUACACCAGCACACAGUUAGCACCACUCUGGGACAAAACUGUUGAAAGGAAAGAAACAGCGAUCAUUCUGAAAACAUGUAAAGCAACACUGAUCAUAAGUAAUUUUUGUUGGGUGGGGUAAUACUAUAUAAUAUGAUUUUUUGUGUCUAAGUUUUCUCUAAAAGAUCGUUUGGGCUGGGUCCAGAAGUUCCCUAAGCAACCUUGAUUAUCAAUGUUGUCAUGCUUCAGCUUUUGGCAGUUUUGAUUCAUUACUGAUUAUCAUUAUUUAAAUAUGAAUAUUGUCCCUUCCUAUUAUGAAAAGCUAUUACAAACAUAUAUGGAUUUAUAUAAAGGUUGAUGACUAUAUGCUUUUUAUAUUAGAAAAUCAUGUGAAAACAAAAUUAAUCUGAUGAAUGCUGUUAAUUAUUUUAACUUUUUUAUUAGGUAUAAAAUGUUCAUAAAAUUAUUCUCUCUAUAACUUACCAAGAUUUAUUAGCUUGUGUAAUUUUUAUAAUCAGAGGAGUCUGGUUUUCUAAUUAAAAUUUUGUCAAAGAAAA
Molecule: messenger RNA, 24474 nt
Organism: Callithrix jacchus (white-tufted-ear marmoset)
Lineage: Eukaryota; Metazoa; Chordata; Mammalia; Primates; Cebidae
Gene: PTCHD4
Product: patched domain containing 4
Cellular component (GO): membrane
Source: RefSeq, a predicted model, not a curated record